GCAUUAAAAAAAAUCGAAUGAGUUCGAUCACUCAGAUUGAGUCAGUGAGAUAGGAGUUGUAAUGUCUGUGCGUACGUCAUUAUGGGGCAGGUGUCCGCUGCUAUUUACCGCCCUACUUAUUCAAGUGCUCGCUGUGGGGGCGUAGUUCCACGCUUAUGGAUCGAGGGAACCCAACCAGUGAGUACCGGAGUGCCGGCCCGCGCGGACGCCUCGCACUCAGACCCUGCCAUCGGCGAAACGAGACAAAUAUACGUAAUCAUCGAGGAUAGAAAGAGACACUACAGCCAGCUCCCUUUUCAACAGGUCGUUAUUGUAACUUCCACUAAAUGGUCUCGUGACGAAGACGCCAUGUGUUACUUCAGUAUAAUAGUGAUAAUUUUCGAUUACGUGUUGUGAAGUGUAAGUGAGAGCCAACGACAUGCAUCGGCACAGCAACGUUCAGCUGCUACUCCUGUUCAUCCAUUUAUCUGGAAUUAUUUUAGUGGCUGGCAUGUCGGAGGUGUGGGUGGAGCUGCGCGCGCCCCGCUUCGUGGUACACCGGCACAGCGCUGUUCUGCGGUGUGACCACAACGUCGAUCCUGAGUCGCUUUACAAGGUGGUGUUUUUCAAGAACGGUCAACGAAUAAUGAAAUUCGUCCGAGGACGGGACCCUCCAUUUGAACUAUACAACGUCACUGGGGCAGAAAUUAAUCUUAUAAAGCUAUCUCCGACAUCUAUAACGCUGGAGCGUCUUGACUUCUCCGCGUCAGGCCCCUACGCCUGCGAGAUCGCUCUCGAAACCCCUUUAUACUCUAAAGUUUCGAAGAUACAUGAACUCAAUGUCAUUGUUCGUCAGAAAUUCCGUCCAAAGAUAAAAAUAAAGCACAAAAAGUUGUCUUCAAGCGACCACCUGGAGGCGACGUGCCAGAGCGCGCCGGCCCACCCCGCCCCCCACCUCACCUGGUUUAUUAAUAAUAACAAGGUCGACGAGAGCCUAACAGUACCAUACGGGACGCUGAAGGUCCAUCGCCACCAUCAUGGGAUGCCGCUGUCGAUGACCAACACGUCGCUCCACUUCCCUUUGACGACACUACAGCUGUACCCCAACCAGACUGUGGACAUCACUUGUCUGAGUACCAUCCCCAGCUACGCGAGUAUGGGAGAGGGAUUCGCUGAUGUACAGAACCAUACUGUCACAGUCAACGUGGUUCGCAUCGAACCAGUGCCAACUCAGCUGCCUGUCAAAAUUGUUAGUUCCAAACUGAAUUUAUCGGCUCGAUGUCAUGUAGAUCGUGUUUUGUUCGUUUUAGUCAUAUUUCUGUGCCAUAUUUACUUCUAAACUCGGAUAUGACGUUCAUUGUUAACAUAACAUCUGUCAAAUUUGUUCUCGUGUAAUGUUAGGUUGAGCAUAACAUUCGCAGUUACAUCGUCGGCGUAAUGCUUUGAAGUAAAUGUUUCAUAAAGGCUGAUCCAUAUUAUUACGGGCAGGUCGGGGCUAACAGCGGUUGUUUGAAAUGGCUUCAAUUCGCCACAGAUUGCGUUGCAUUAAAACCCGCCCAGGCAAUAAUGUGUGGGAGCCUUUAUAUCAUAUGCACAUCACCUCCUUAUAUAUGAUAUUCGGUGUGUCGUAUAGACGUUUUAUAAAUAUUACGAGCAAGUUACUAGUACGUAUUUACGAGCUUAGUAUGUGUAUGGUGAGUUAUCAAAGUUUUUUUAUUGUGAAAAAUGAAAUGUGUGGUGCUAAAAUGAGGAAUGAAUUGAAAAAACGAGAUAAAAAAACAUGCGAUCACAAGUACACACAAAAAGGCUAGUCAAAUUAAAAUCAGGCUGCAUAUGUGUACAUACUUCAUUUGGUUUUUUGAGAUAUAAUUCUUGCUUCGAAAUGUCCGUAUCAAUGACCAAAUACUCCUACCACAAAAGCAUUGUUGCCAGUAUUAAUUCGACACAAACCGCAGAAACUACAGACCGGGGUCCUAACCCUCGUUUGGUAUAAUACAAUUUGACAGGUGUUAUAUUAUUAGAGAACAUAUUUUAACUGUUGUAAUAUAAAAUAAGAAUUCUAAAAGAUUGUGUUGUCAAAAUAACAGCAUACUGUAUUUAGAAACCGAAUGAAAAGUUUAUUUCAGCGAAUUUAAAUAAGGUUCAUAAUAAAGUAACAUUAUUUCCAAACAAUAAACUUCGUAACCGCUCAAUUGGCGACUAUCGUUCAAACUCCUAAUCGUUAUUAAAAUCUGUUCGAAUAACUUUAAAUAACGCGAUUCCCUCGGCAAACAAAUAUUAAUUUAAUUAACGCCAGUUAUAAUCUUAUUAUGGACGUUUAGGCAAAUCCCUUCAAAAUAAAGGGCCAGGCAACGUUUAUAAUUUCGGUCGCCAAUAUCAAAAUUGCUUGUCUAAUGAAGAACACCAAGGAAGUUAUGGUAAAACUUCCGUCUUACGUCAAGCCAAUUUGGAAAACUUAAUUUCGUCGCGUUGAGCAAUGAUUCAACAUUUUCCGUGUAAUAUUUUAAUGCAGAAUACGUAUUUUAUGAAAAGCUGCAUGAACUGAAACAAUCUAUAAUAAAUUAUGCGUAAAACAUAACGGCCAGUUAUUGGCAAUUUAAAGCUAAAACAAAUUGCGCGCUGAAUAUGUCAUAACGGAUUUAACUCCAAACUUUAUUCCGACGUUAUUUUCGCAGAACGUGAUCAAAUGCAGGUGAUUUUGAAUAAUACAAGACCAAUAACCAAAUAUUUUUUGUACGAGACGGCAGAUAUUUGUACGCGGAUUUUACUUUUCGAAUUAUUUAUUGAUGAGCUUCUCAGCGCUUUAUAUCCUCUGUAUAUUUACCUUUUGACUUAUGUAUGCGCAAUUAUGAGACUGAAUUAGAAAGUUAGAGAUGUAAAUGACCCGAUUCGACACCCACCUCCGACGCUAGAACCCACGUAUGUCCAUUUUGUAAUAUAUAAAUGUAAUGGCGUAGCCAGAGACAGAAAGAUGUAUAAUUGCGUAAUUUAAAAUAUGUUGGCUUUUACAGUGUUAGGAAUGUUGUACCUACAUGUAAAAGUAAAUGUUUUUUUUCCUCUGAA
This is a messenger RNA of Trichoplusia ni (cabbage looper), 3042 nucleotides long. RefSeq lists its product as uncharacterized. The record is from RefSeq and is a predicted model, not a curated record. NCBI's taxonomy places the organism in Eukaryota, Metazoa, Arthropoda, Insecta, Lepidoptera, Noctuidae. The coding region runs from base 419 to 1318 and encodes 299 amino acids. The transcript is spliced from 8 exons.